AUGAACCGCUGUCGCGUGCGCAUGCACAGCGCUAUAUCGUGGUCUGCUCCUAGUGGACAAAGCUCGCCCUGUCGGAAGCGUAUUGGCGACGCUCCACACUUUGAACUUCUCGACCGAAGGUCACCUAGAUUGUCUACUGUCGGGCUACGCGUACAGGAAUACGCGGAAGCAAGACGCAGUUCCGAGACCCCGGUGACGGGGCCCCCAUAA
Molecule: messenger RNA, 210 nt
Organism: Pseudozyma hubeiensis SY62
Lineage: Eukaryota; Fungi; Basidiomycota; Ustilaginomycetes; Ustilaginales; Ustilaginaceae
Exons: 1
Coding region: 1-210 (69 amino acids)
Source: RefSeq, a predicted model, not a curated record